Messenger RNA from Spea bombifrons (plains spadefoot toad), 3446 nucleotides. It is a transcript of the gene HERC3, whose product is annotated as HECT and RLD domain containing E3 ubiquitin protein ligase 3. The coding region runs from base 80 to 3229 and encodes 1049 amino acids. The record is from RefSeq and is a predicted model, not a curated record. Gene Ontology annotation, molecular function: ubiquitin-protein transferase activity. NCBI's taxonomy places the organism in Eukaryota, Metazoa, Chordata, Amphibia, Anura, Pelobatidae. The transcript is spliced from 25 exons.
GGAUGAGCAGGGGAUCGGAGAGCUGGGUGUUCUACACACAGAUGUUGCAAGGCUUUAUGACUUGCUGAAAGUAUAAACCAUGUUAUGUUGUGGACAGUCUGAUUUUGGUCAACUUGGAAUAAUUGAUAGUUCAACAGAUGUGCUAGAACUUUGCAUGUCUACAUUCUCCCAUGCAAAUCUUAUCAAAGAGGUGGCCUGCGGACUGAAACAUUCAGUAUUCCUGUUGGAAGAUGGGCGGGUGUACAGUUCUGGCCACAAUGGUAUGGGCCAGUUGGGACAGGACCAUGGCAAACCAGAACCAGGUCAUGUGACCGCUCUGGCAGAUGAACAUAUAAUUCAUGUUGCUUGUGGGCAAUCUCAUAGUUUGGCGCUCACCAACCAGGGUCAACUCUUUUCCUGGGGAGCAGGCACCGAAGGACAACUGGGUCACUCCACCACAGACGCUUCCAUUCCAGUACCAAGGUUAAUCAAGAAGUUGAGUCAGCAGAAAAUUCAGCAGGUCUCCUGUGGUAACCAUCAUUGCUUGGCUCUUGCGGAUGAUGGCCAGCUAUAUACAUGGGGACAGAAUAACCACGGGCAGCUGGGUUUGGGCAGCGGAUUUGGCUCUCAGUCAAGCCCACAACGAGUGAAGUCCCUGGAGGGAAUCCCCCUGGCUCAAGUCGUUGCUGGUGGCUAUCACAGCUUUACACUGUCACUUUCUGGUGCUGUUUUUGGAUGGGGAAAGAACAGCGAGGGGCAGCUUGGUCUAAAUGAUGAGAAAGUCAGGGAGUCUCCUUGUCUCGUGAAACCAUUGAGAACCCAUAAGGUUGUGUAUAUCAGUUGUGGGGAAGGACACACUGCCAUCCUCACAAAGACUGGUGGUCUGUUCACAUUUGGAGCAGGGAGUUAUGGGCAGCUUGGACAUGACAGUCUUCAUAAUGAAAUAAAUCCCAGAAGGGUCCUGGAACUGAUGGGAAGUGAGGUGUCUCAGAUUGCAUGCGGCAGGCAUCACACCCUUGCUUUUGUGCCUUCUUCAGGAAUCAUCUAUGCAUUUGGUUGUGGAGAGCUGGGCCAGCUGGGCACCGGGCUAACAUGCAAUGUAAAUUGUCCCACUGUAGUCAAAGGGAAGUGGGCUGCACACCGUGGUCAGAUACCAACUCAGGAUGAUCCCACCACAUAUAACAUCAUCAAGCGCAUCUUCUCUGGAUGGAAUAAAACCUUUGUGCUUUCUUCAGAGGUGAAGAACGCUCAACCUGCAGAUGAUUUUCGUUCCUGCAACAACAGGAAUUACCCCAGUCAGAUAAAUGAGGAAACAGUUGAUGUCUGGAGACAGAAGCUACUGGAUAAUAGUAACUCCAAUACUAUUAAUUGCCUUGUCCAAACUUUGUCAUCCUCUUCCUGCUGGAAUGGGAGCUUCCUGGAAAAAAGGAAUGAUGAACAUUUUAAAACAAGCCCAAAGAUUCCUGGUAUUGACAUGAGCUCCAUCAAAGUGCUGUUUGAGAAGCUGAUGAGCGCCCAUCAUUCCAGACUGCUAGAGCAGAUUGUGAAAGGGUUUGAGAGCUUUCUAAUACCACAACUAUCCAGCUCUCCUCCUGAUGUGGAAGCAAUGAGAAUCUACCUCAUCCUUCCAGAAUUCCCUUUGCUUCAGGACUCCAAAUACUAUAUCACACUAACACUUCCAUUAGCCAUGGCAAUCCUACGACUAGACACCAAUCCAAGCAAAGUUUUGGAUAACUGGUGGUCUCGGGUUUGCCCCGAUUACUUCUUCAAGUUAGUAGACCUAUAUAAAGGCACAGUGGUUUAUCUGCUAAAUGGAAAGAAGACCUUACUGAUCCCUAUGUUGUUCACAAGCUAUAUCACUGCUGCUCUCAGACUUCUAGAGAAGCUGCACAAGGUCAACGUAAAUGCUCGACAUGUAGAACAUGAGAAAUUCUACAUCCCUGAAAUCUCCACUUUAGUGGAUAUUCAAGAAGAUUACCUUACGUGGUUCUUAAACCAAGCGGGAUUGAAAGUUCGUCCCUCUAUCAUGCAGGAUUCUGUUACUCUCUGUUCUUACCCAUUUGUGUUUGAUGCCCAAGCUAAGACCAAAAUGCUACAGACAGAUGCAGAGUUGCAGAUGCAGAUAGCCAUUCAUGGAGCUAACCUGCAGAAUAUGUUUAUGCUGCUGACCUUGGAGCCAACGCUGGCCAAAAACCCCUUCCUGGUGCUGCACGUGCGCAGGUCCUGCCUGGUGGCUGAUGCGUUGCGAGAGCUCAGUAUAUACUCUGAUAUAGACUUAAAGAAACCUUUGAAGGUGAUAUUUGAUGGAGAAGAGGCUGUGGAUGUUGGAGGUGUCACUAAAGAAUUCUUCCUGUUGCUCCUCAAAGAACUCCUGAAUCCCAUCUACGGGAUGUUCACUGUCUUCAAAGAAUCCAACCUGCUCUGGUUUUCAGACAUAUGUUUUGUGGAGCACAACUGGUUCCAUCUCAUCGGUGUGAUGUGUGGGUUAGCAAUCUAUAACUUCACAGUAGUGGACCUGCACUUCCCCUUGGUGCUGUAUAAGAAGUUACUCAAUGUCCCGGCAACUUUAGAGGAUCUUAAGGAGCUGUCACCCACUGAAGGAAGGAGCCUUCAAGAACUCUUGGACUACCCUGGAGAAGAUGUGGAAGACACUUUCUGCCUAAAUUUUACAAUUUGUAGAGAGAGCUAUGGACUGACAGAAACGAAACCUUUAGUCCCUGGAGGAGACCAGAUGACUGUGAGAAAAGACAACAGGAAGGAGUUUGUAGAUGCCUACGUGAACUAUGUGUUUAACCUGUCCGUGCAGGAAUGGUAUGAGGCAUUUUCAACAGGCUUCCUGAAAGUAUGCGGGAGUAAAGUGCUGGAGCUUUUCCAGCCGUCGGAACUGAGGGCCAUGGUGGUUGGGAGCAGUGACUACAACUGGCAGGAGCUGGAGGAGAGCGCGAGCUACAAAGGAGAAUACUCAGCUAUGCACCCUACAGUGAGAAUGUUUUGGGAGACCUUUCACGCAUUACCUUUGGAGAAGAAAAAGAAGUUUCUGUUAUUUCUAACUGGCAGCGAUCGUAUUCCUAUUUACGGAAUGUCAAGCCUCCGAAUAAUCAUCCAGUCGGUGCCCAGCGGGGAGGAUCAUCUACCGGUGGCUCAUACAUGCUACAAUCUUUUGGGCCUGCCCAAGUACACAAACGUAGAAACUCUCCGGAUCAAACUAAACCAAGCAAUCGAUCACUACGAGGGCUUCAGUUUGGAGUGAGAAAUAAAACAGAUUUUACACGCAAACAUGCACUUUAAUACUCAAUGUAAAAUGUACCCAUUGUCUACAAUUCAAGAAACCAGUUUCUAUUUUUAUAAUUUAAUUAACCAAAAAAGAGAGAAGGAAGCGGCAAUGUCUUUGUCAUCCGUGCAUCAUGAAUCUUUUUCUCUGUAUUUCUGGUGUAUUGGUUAUUAAAAACCUUUUUAACAAAAAAAAA